UCCGAUUAUGAUGAUGAUCUGUUCUGUAGGGCCAUCAAUGUGCGUGGCAUUUUAGAGCUUGGCCCGGAAGGGAGGCGGGGCUUAGGAAGUGAUAAACUGUGCAUUAAAUGCCCAGCCCCCUUCUCCAACCUGGUGCCCUCCAGAUGACAACUCCCAUCAGUUCUCAUCAGCACAACCUGGGAGUUGUAAUAAUAUUUUUUCGUACCCCGCCCACUUGACUGGGUUGUCCCAACAACUCUGGACAGCUUCCAACAUAUAUUAAAACAGAACAGAACACUAAACAUUGAAAACCUCCUAUAAGCCUUCAGGUGUCUUCUUAAGUAGUCCAAGUCAUCUGGAGGGAGACAGACUUUCAUGUUCUUUCAGUGCAAAUCCUAUGCAGGCUUACUCAGAAGUGAUUCACACCUUGGAGGCCCCUGGGGCAGGGGAGAGGAUAGCAAAUGGGAUGCCAUGAGACAGUCUUGUGGGUCACCAACGGGGAGUGCAUAUGUGAGGCAGGGAGUGAAUUCAUCAGAUGAAACUGUUGGACCUAAAGAAGGACUUCUUCACUCAACACAUCAAUGUCCUAUGGAACUCACUGCAAGAAGAUGUGGGAAUUGCUGUUAAUGGGUCGUGAGGGUUCUGGGAAGGAAGAGAUGUCUGGAGAAACGGUGGUGAGCACUGCAGUGCCAGCAGCCGCAACCCGCACCAUGUCCUUCAAAGGCGCCAGCCCCAGUUCCAAGUAUGUGAAGCUGAACAUUGGCGGGGGCCUGUACUACACCACCAUGCAGACGCUGACCAAGCAGGACACCAUGCUCAAGGCCAUGUUCAGUGGUCGGAUGGAGGUCCUCACCGACAGCGAAGGCUGGAUUUUGAUUGACCGCUGCGGUAAGCAUUUUGGGACCAUCUUAAACUACCUGCGUGACGGUGCUGUACCCCUUCCAGAGAGCCGGCGGGAGAUAGAAGAGCUGCUGGCAGAAGCCAAAUAUUAUUUGGUCCAAGGUCUGGUGGAUGAGUGCCAGGCUGCCCUACAGCAGAACAAAGAGGUCUACGAGCCCUUCUGCAAGGUGCCCAUCAUCACAUCCUCCAAGGAAGAGCAGAAACUCAUAGCCACAUCAAACAAGCCAGCGGUAAAAUUGCUGUACAACAGAAGUAACAACAAGUACUCCUACACCAGCAACUCCGAUGACAACAUGCUGAAGAACAUUGAGCUGUUUGACAAGCUUUCGCUGCGCUUCAAUGGGAGGGUCCUCUUCAUCAAGGAUGUCAUUGGGGAUGAGAUUUGCUGCUGGUCUUUCUACGGACAGGGACGCAAGAUAGCGGAAGUCUGCUGCACGUCCAUUGUGUACGCCACGGAAAAGAAACAGACCAAGGUUGAAUUCCCAGAAGCCCGGAUCUACGAGGAGACAUUAAACAUUCUGCUUUAUGAAGCCCAAGAUGGACGAGGCCCUGACAACGCGCUGCUAGAAGCGACUGGAGGGGCAGCCGGCCGCUCACACCACCUGGAGGAGGACGAGGAGCGGGAGCGCAUUGAGCGGGUCCGCAGGAUCCACAUCAAGCGCCCAGACGACCGCACUCACCUGCACCAGUGAGAGAGAGACAGAGAAGCCAGCCUCAGCCCACAGUCCUGUUGGGGCAAAAUCUCCGUCCAGGCUCACUCCAGUGGCUGCCAGGCUCCUAACUUAUAUUCCAUGCGGUCUAUAAACUGUUAUUUUAUAAACAAGUUAGAGUA
Messenger RNA from Podarcis raffonei (Aeolian wall lizard), 1711 nucleotides. RefSeq names its product potassium channel tetramerization domain containing 10 (gene KCTD10). The record is from RefSeq and is a predicted model, not a curated record. Bases 561 to 1571 code for a protein of 336 amino acids. Gene Ontology annotation, cellular component: Cul3-RING ubiquitin ligase complex. NCBI's taxonomy places the organism in Eukaryota, Metazoa, Chordata, Lepidosauria, Squamata, Lacertidae. Gene Ontology annotation, molecular function: ubiquitin-protein transferase activity; protein binding. Gene Ontology annotation, biological process: proteasome-mediated ubiquitin-dependent protein catabolic process; protein homooligomerization; negative regulation of Rho protein signal transduction. The transcript is spliced from 7 exons.